Molecule: messenger RNA, 1053 nt
Organism: Talaromyces rugulosus
Lineage: Eukaryota; Fungi; Ascomycota; Eurotiomycetes; Eurotiales; Trichocomaceae
Exons: 1
Coding region: 1-1053 (350 amino acids)
Molecular function (GO): acyltransferase activity, transferring groups other than amino-acyl groups
Source: RefSeq, a predicted model, not a curated record
AUGCAUAAAGCCUUUCUCUCCUCGUUGCGCACCAAUCUCCAAAUCUCCUAUGAAGACACCAAUGCCGCCAGCUUUGCCGGGGCUCUGCACCCAGCCCUGGACAGCUUUGACCUGCAGAAGCCCCCAUACCUGAACGACCUGGCCUUUGCCUCGGGCUUUACUGAGGAUCUCGAAGACCCUCCCUCUCCAACCUCGACUUCGACUUCGACCAUCUCCUCCGCCCAGUCGUCCGCCCCCGCGACCUGGACAUACCAUGUCUCGACCAACGACGACCGGUCCGAGGCCCUCAACCUGAUUGCUGACAGUGUUGUAGAGCAACGCCUUGUCGCCAUACGCAGCAUCCUAUUGCACCCGGCAGUUCUCGGGGUGGCCCUUGUCGCAGCCCUAUUCCUGACACGCAGUGCGUAUUAUGAGCCCCGGGAAAACCGCCGGACAGUAGGAAUUAUUAGUGUCUUGAUUGUGAUGGUAGCGUGGAUCGCCCUCCAUUACACUACCAAAUCGUAUUUAUCAUGGGCAACGACGGUAGCAGAUCCGGCCUGGCUGCGGGACGGACUCUACCAGCGGAGUCCUCCGAGCAAUGGAUCUGCUGGCGGAUCCAAACAGCACCAUGGCCAUCACAGCUCCAUGCCUUCAGACGACGAGGUCCUGAUUACCAAGCACCACGGCAAGGUUGUCGGGGUCCUCGUCCUGCGGACUGCUCGCACGAAUGCCCUCUCGUCAGGCGCCCCCAGUGCCAACGGCAUGCGGGCUCUGCGGCACCGCCAUACCAACAGCUCGUCAUCGGGCCGCCUGACGGGGGUCAUUCGAGCGUGGGCAGUAGAUCCCUCCCACCGUCACCACGGGUUUGGCUCGACUCUGCUCGAGUCGGCCGUGUCAAUCUGCCGUCUACGCAGGCUCGACGGGCCCAUUUUCGCCGACGAGCACUUGUAUAGUGCACAUAUGCCGGGCUUGAAAAUGCUGCCCUGGCCGUUCAAUCGCGCUUUUGAGAAGAGCGAGGAACGAGCCAAGGAGUCAUUAAGAGUAGCAAUUGAAGGCAAAGAAAGAAAGAAAUAA